Messenger RNA from Sardina pilchardus (European sardine), 2110 nucleotides. It is a transcript of the gene bmpr1ba, whose product is annotated as bone morphogenetic protein receptor, type IBa. Gene Ontology annotation, molecular function: SMAD binding; ATP binding; transforming growth factor beta receptor activity, type I. Gene Ontology annotation, biological process: protein phosphorylation; cellular response to growth factor stimulus; dorsal/ventral pattern formation. The transcript is spliced from 12 exons. The record is from RefSeq and is a predicted model, not a curated record. The coding region runs from base 347 to 1969 and encodes 540 amino acids. Lineage: Eukaryota; Metazoa; Chordata; Actinopteri; Clupeiformes; Clupeidae. Gene Ontology annotation, cellular component: plasma membrane; signaling receptor complex.
ACUCCCAAACUGCCCCCCUCCACCACACACACAUUCGAAUACCCACUCCUCCAGCAGUCCAGCACUUCUACAGCUGGGCAGUCAGUGUCGGAGCGGCAGUGAUUCAGGGCUGCUGUGUGUUUUGUGUGGUGUGGAGUUUCUCACACCGCGGAGAAGAGACACUUUCUCACUGACACACACACACACGCACGCAGACGCAGAAACACACACACACACACACACUCUCGGAGGCUUUUUGAGCACAGCACGCGGAGGCCGGAGCCUCAGGGAUUUACCUCAUCUUUCGUCCGGCCAGUGGACGCGCGCACAGACAGACAGACAGACGGACGGACGGUCAGACGGACUGAUGGACAGACGGGUGAAGAUGGGAGCGCGGAGGGACGGCGCGUGGCGGACUCCCCUGCUGCUGCUGGCACUGAGCGCUCUCCUCUCUCAGGCGCAGGCUAACGUUCUGGACGCCAUGUUGCUGAGGAAUUCUGGGAAGGCGGCGUCGGACGGCAGCAAGGAGACGAGUGGCGGCACGGCCCCUGCGCUACCCCAGCGCCUGCUCUGGUGCUACUGCUACCACCACUGCCCCGAGGACUCCAGGAACAACACCUGCAGGACGGAUGGGUUCUGCUUCACGAUGGUGGAGGAGGAGGAGGGCGGUGUGCCCGUCUUGACCUCCGGCUGUCUCGGUCUGGUGGGCUCGGAGUUCCAGUGCAGGGACACGGGGAACUCUCGUCAGAGGAGGACGCUGGAGUGCUGCACGGACCAGGACUACUGUAACCGGGACCUGCGGCCCACACUGCCCCCCCUCAAAACACCCAAUUACGUGGAUGGGAACAUCCACCACAUGGCUCUGCUCAUCUCCGUGACGGUCUGCAGCAUCAUACUGUCUCUCAUCAUCGUCUUCUGCUACUUCAGGUACAAGCGCCAGGAGUCGCGUCCGCGCUACAGCAUGGGCCUGGAGCAGGACGAGACCUACAUCCCCCCGGGAGAGUCCCUCAAGGACCUGAUCGAGCAGUCGCAGAGCUCAGGCAGUGGCUCGGGGCUCCCUCUGCUGGUGCAGCGCACCAUCGCCAAGCAGAUCCAGAUGGUGAAGCAGAUUGGCAAGGGCCGCUACGGCGAGGUGUGGAUGGGCAAGUGGCGCGGCGAGAAAGUGGCCGUCAAGGUGUUCUUCACCACCGAGGAGGCCAGCUGGUUCCGCGAGACCGAGAUCUACCAGACGGUGCUGAUGAGGCACGAGAACAUACUGGGCUUCAUCGCGGCGGACAUCAAAGGCACGGGCUCGUGGACGCAGCUCUACCUGAUCACGGACUACCACGAGAGCGGCUCGCUCUACGACUACCUCAAGUCCACCACGCUGGACUCCAAGGCCAUGCUGCGGCUGGCCUACUCGUCCGUGUCGGGCCUGUGCCACCUGCACACCGAGAUCUUCGGCACGCAGGGCAAGCCGGCCAUCGCCCACCGCGACCUCAAGAGCAAGAACAUCCUGGUCAAGAAGAACGGCACCUGCUGCAUCGCCGACCUGGGGCUCGCCGUCAAGUUCAUCAGUGACACGAACGAGGUGGACAUCCCUCCCAACACGCGGGUGGGCACCAAGCGCUUCAUGCCCCCGGAGGUGCUGGACGAGAGCCUGAACCGCAACCACUUCCAGUCCUACAUCAUGGCCGACAUGUACAGCUUCGGCCUCAUCCUGUGGGAGAUCGCCCGGAGAUGCGUAUCCGGAGGCAUAGUAGAAGAGUACCAGCUCCCGUACCACGACCUUGUGCCCACUGAUCCUUCAUAUGAAGACAUGAGGGAAGUGGUGUGCAUCAAGAGGUUACGACCUUCAUUCCCCAACAGAUGGAGCAGUGACGAGUGCCUGAGACAGAUGGGCAAACUAAUGACUGAGUGCUGGGCCCACAACCCGGCCUCUCGCCUCACCGCCCUCCGCGUCAAGAAGACCCUGGCCAAGAUGUCCGAGUCCCAGGACAUUAAGCUCUGAGAGGAGCCCACCGACCAGAGAGCACUGGCAGCAGAUAAAUAAAAGAAAAUAAAAAAAAUGAAAACAAGAGAGACAUAUCGCUUCAGCUACCCACAAUCCCUUGCUCCGCUGGGUCGGAACAGGAUGCCCCCCCCCACCCGC